This is a messenger RNA of Seriola aureovittata, 885 nucleotides long. Its product is annotated as lysozyme g-like. NCBI's taxonomy places the organism in Eukaryota, Metazoa, Chordata, Actinopteri, Carangiformes, Carangidae. Gene Ontology annotation, biological process: peptidoglycan catabolic process. The transcript has 5 exons. The record is from RefSeq and is a predicted model, not a curated record. Gene Ontology annotation, molecular function: lysozyme activity. The coding region runs from base 202 to 762 and encodes 186 amino acids.
CAGGGCUGCUUAAAAAAAGCCUCCUGCAGGUGAAGAACAGAUCAGAAGCAAGAUAAGGACAUCGUAGUGAAACUGAAAGUACAGUAACUGUAUAAGUACAGCUUCUCUGUGUGUUCACGCCAAAGAGAGGACAGAGGAGCACAGAGUCACAGCUCUCCCAUUCCAGUUUGAAGAGGACUAUCAGACGAAGAAACAGGAACAAUGGGUUAUGCAGACAUCAUGGAUGUUGAAGCUACUGGAGCUUCUUGGCAAACUGCUCAGCAGGACAGGCUGGGAUACUCAGGUGUGAGGGCAUCAGAAACCAUGGCAGAGACUGACAGAGGCAGAAUGGGAAGGUACAAGUCGAAGAUUAACAGAGUGGGAAAUGACACUGGAAUCGAUCCAGCUCUCAUUGCUGGCAUCAUCUCCAGAGAGUCCAGGGCUGGAAACGCACUGGACGGAGGCUGGGGAGACUCGGGUAAAGCCUGGGGACUGAUGCAGGUUGAUAUAACUAGCACUGGAGGUAGACACACUCGACAGGGCGAAUGGGACAGUGAGGAACACAUCCGCCAAGCCACUGGGAUCUUGGUUUAUUUUAUUCAACGAAUCAGCGAAAAAUUUCCAAACUGGAGCAGAAAGGAGCAGCUGAAAGGAGGGAUAGCAGCCUACAAUAUGGGGGAUGGAAAAGUCACAUCCAAAAACGUAGAUGAAAGGACAACAGGUGGAGACUACUCCAAUGAUGUUGUUGCCAGAGCUCAGUGGUACAGAAGAAAUGGCUUUUGACAACUGAAGCUGUCCACAACAAGAGUCUUAUAAAGAAUCUCCUGAUAAUGAUCAAUGAAUUGCUGUAAUAUGCAUCCUAUGUCAAAGAGAAAUGAAAUAAACACAAUACAAAAUCUCAAAUGA